Penicillium chermesinum is the source of this 3864-nucleotide messenger RNA. RefSeq names its product putative ABC efflux transporter. Gene Ontology annotation, molecular function: ATP binding; ATP hydrolysis activity; ABC-type transporter activity. Bases 1 to 3864 code for a protein of 1287 amino acids. The record is from RefSeq and is a predicted model, not a curated record. Gene Ontology annotation, cellular component: membrane. NCBI's taxonomy places the organism in Eukaryota, Fungi, Ascomycota, Eurotiomycetes, Eurotiales, Aspergillaceae. The transcript has 3 exons.
AUGGAGACGACUGACAUCUCCCCUGAUUUGGCCGUGCAGAAGGCAGAACCUGCUCUCAACUCGAUCCCGGAAAGUGUCUAUAAUCUUUCUCUGCGAGAUGUGAACCCCGUGGAUGUCCGUGUUAACGAGUUAUCUCUUGAGAUUGACACUUCUCCGCCGAUAUGGGAAACCUCCCCGAAACAAAUAUGGGCCCGCUUUCGAGGUAAGAAGAUCCUCGGAUCUUCGAAAGAAAUUCUAGAUCGCGUGAGUGCGGAUAUGCCGAAGGGGAGUCUGACUGCAAUCAUUGGAAGCAGUGGCUCCGGGAAGACCUCGCUGCUCAACCUGAUGGCUGGUCGCAUGUCACUAUCGCGGGCUCAAGUAUCCGGCACCACAACGUUCAAUAACGACACCAACAUCAACAGCGUCCGCAGCGCCUAUGUCAUGCAGCAGGAUGUUUUGAUUCCUACUUUGACAGUCUGUGAGACUCUGCAGUACUCGGCUGAUCUUCGGCUACCACCGCCAACCACCGCUGAAGAACGCCGGGCCAUUGUGGAGCAGGUCAUUCUUGAGUUAGGACUCAAGGAAUUGGUGGAGAGAAGCGACGCACGAGCAUUGGCGUGCAAUUACUGGCCAAUCCCCUCGGUCCUCUUUUGUGAUGAGCCCACGACCGGGUUGGAUGCGACAAGUGCUUUCCAGAUUAUUCGGACCCUGAAACGGCUUGCGCAAGAUGGCCGCACUGUGAUUGUCUCUAUCCACGCUCCCCGGUCUGAGAUUUGGAGCCUGUUCGACAAUGUCAUUCUGCUGGCUCGAGGUUCUGCACUUUACAGUGGUCCUGUGAGCGAAUCGUUGCCUCAUUUCGAGAAAUGUGGCUAUGUCAUGCCUCCAUUUGUCAAUCCAGCGGAGUUUUUGAUUGACCUGGCAGCGAUCGACAAUCGCACUGACGACUUGGAAGCCGCGUCUUAUGCUCGUGUUGAGAAUCUCCGUCAAAAGUGGCGCUCUCGAGUGCUACAAGAUACACCUGAUGAGAAGAAGACACUUGCGACGCCUGUGUCAGGAACGGAAACUGGAGCUAUGAAGACCGUGUCUUUUCGCCGACAGAUGCACGUCUUGACCUCUCGUACCUUCAUCACUACGAUUCGAGACCCCAUGGGUGUUGCAGGUAGCUUGCUCGAAGCUAUUGGAAUGGCAGUCAUCAACGGCUGGAUUUUCAUACAGCUAGAUCAAACUCAAUCGGGUAUUCGCUCACGAGAAGGCUCGCUCUACGUUGCCAGUGCGCUCAACGGCUACCUUGUGUUGCUUUAUGAGACUUACCGAUUGACCAUUGAUAUCCAGCUUUUCGACCGCGAACAUAACGAGGGAGUGGUCGGCGUUCCUGCAUUCCUUGCAAGUCGCCGAGUCGCUCGCCUUCCAUUGGAAGAUUUACCUGUGCCAAUCAUAUUUGCGGUCAUCUUUUAUUUCAUGGUGGGAUAUCGCCUGGAAGCGGCUCAAUUUUUCAUAUUCUUGGCUUUGACAGUACUCACACACUACGUGGCAGUGACGUUUGCUGCCUUGGCCAUCAGCAUCACUCGAGAUUUUCCAGGCGCCAGUCUCGUCGGAAACCUGUGUUUCACCUUGCAAUCAUUUGCAUGUGGCUACUUCGUCCAGGCGAAUCAGAUACCCGUCUAUGUAAAGUGGCUCAAGUGGUGCGCAUACACCUUCUACAUUUUCGGAGCACAGUGCGCGAACGAGUUUAUCGGCGUCCAUGGCUCCGAGAUAGGGCAAUUCUACGAUUGUCCGUAUUCCGACGACCCCAGAGAUCCAGCCUGUAAACAGUACACCGGCCGCUACAUCAUGGACAGUCUUGGUCUACCGUCGAACUGGAUAUGGCGGCCAAUUGUGGUCCUCGUCGCAUUCAUCAUGGGACACUAUCUUGCCGCGGGCCUCUUGCUUCAGUACAAUCGUUUCGCCAUCGACAUUGCCCAAGCACGAAAGACGGAGGGUGAUCCUUCCGCCGGGAAAGCCAAGAUUGCCCUUCGCCCUACCCAAGACACGCGACGCGUGGCGAUUUCACUGGACCAAUAUGCCCUGGAGCUUCGGAAGCGUAGCUUUGUCGGGCAAGAGCCCGAGAUCUUGCACAUCCUGCGACCCAUUACUGCCGAGUUCCGCCCGGGAGAGCUGAAUAUCAUAAUGGGCCCGUCUGGUAGCGGAAAGACCUCUCUGUUGAACUCCGUUGCACGCCGCUUGCAUGGUUCCAUACGCGAUAAAUAUCAUGUAACCGGCCAGAUGCUCUAUAACGGAGCAGUUCCUUCUAAGAAUGUCAUUCAGUCCGUCACUUCAUUUGUGACUCAGGAUGACGACGCACUCCUUUCCUCUUUGACCGUGCGCGAGAGCUUGCGAUUCGCAGCUGGCCUGCGACUCCCGAACUGGAUGUCGCGAGACGAGAAGAAUCGCCGUGCCGAAGAAAUCUUGUUUAAGAUGGGUCUGAAAGAGUGCGCCGAUAACCUCAUUGGCAAUGAUCUGAUCAAGGGCAUCAGCGGCGGCGAGAAGCGACGAGUCACUAUUGCUAUUCAAAUCCUCACAGACCCAAAGGUGCUCCUUCUUGACGAACCAACCUCGGGGUUAGAUGCUUUUACGGCUAUGUCGAUCAUAGAGGUGUUGCAGGGCCUUGCAGCUGAGGGUCGUACCUUGAUCAUGACCAUCCACCAAUCCCGCUCGGAUCUGUUCAAUCAUUUCUCUCAGGUUUUGCUUCUGGCUCGUGGUGGUUAUCCUGUCUAUGCCGGACCCGGCCAGCAGAUGCUUCCCCAUUUUGCUGGGUUGGGUCAUCCGUGUCCUGAGACCACUAACCCGGCCGACUUCGUGCUGGACUUGAUCACCGUGGACCUGCAGCAGGAAGAUCGAGAGGCACUCACCCGCGAGCGCGUCCAAAAGCUCAUCACGAAGUGGGCAGAUGCAUCCCCGCAACUCGAACGUACGGCUUCGAAGAUUGCGACGCCAGCCGAGUUGGGCAGUCUUCGGCGCCAGAUGCUGCCAUUCCAUGUCACAUUCCCGAUCGUGCUGCAGCGAUCCUUCAUCAAUUUCUGGCGCCAGCCACCCUUGGUGAUGGCCCGUUCUAUGCAGAUCUUGGGGAUUGGAAUUAUCAUGUCGCUUUUCUUUGCACCGCUCAAGAAUGAUUACCCGGCUGUCCAAUCCCGCAUGGGAUUCAUUCAGGAAUUUGCCGCCCUCUAUUUUGUCGGUAUGCUGCAAAACAUCGCUAUCUACCCCAACGAGCGCGAUGUCUUCUACCGUGAAGAAGGCGACAAUUGCUAUUCGGUGGAGACAUUUCUCCUUGCCUACACCGCAAUCGAAAUCCCAUUCGAAAUCGGCUCGGCCAUUGUAUUUGGCGUCCUUGCCGCCUUUGCCAACAACUUGAAGCGCACUGCGCAAAUGUUCUUGAUCAGCGCAUUCAACUGUUUCUGCAUUAUCAACUGCGGCGAGUCCAUCGGAAUCAUGUUCUGCACCAUCUUCUCCCACAUCGGAUUCGCCGUGAACGUGACCUCGACUCUUCUCUCCAUCUCCACCAUCCUGGGCGGUGUACUGAGCUUGAAUGUGAAUGACGUCUUGCAAGGGAUCAACCACCUCUCCCCAAUCAAGUGGUCCAUUGCCAACCUGGCUCCCUUUUCCAUGCAUGGCCAACAUUUCACCUGCACUGCCGCGGAGAUGUUGCCCGACGGGACCUGUCCCAUCAGUUCUGGCGAACAAGUGCUGGCACUCUACAACCUCGACAAGAACGGCCCUCUGAACAUCAUGGCGCUGGGCGUGUGUACCAUCAUCUAUCGCCUGGUCGCCUACGGGUUCUUGAAGGCCAUGCGAUCCAAUCAUCUGAUGGAGCGGUGGCUUGAAUGGCGACGUUCGCGGCCGGCAAAGUGA